Daphnia carinata is the source of this 10406-nucleotide messenger RNA. RefSeq lists its product as uncharacterized. NCBI's taxonomy places the organism in Eukaryota, Metazoa, Arthropoda, Branchiopoda, Diplostraca, Daphniidae. The coding region runs from base 398 to 9979 and encodes 3193 amino acids. The transcript is spliced from 12 exons. The record is from RefSeq and is a predicted model, not a curated record.
UACCUCAGCUAUUUUUUCAAACGUAUCUUUAAAGUAUGUGACGUCAUGUUCUUUAUGAGUAAAGGACAAGAGUAACGGCAACCUUUCCCAUUCCUACUGCCUAUAGUUGGAAGCACACUUGCCAUUGACGGCCGGAAGUCAGCUCUCUCUUGAUCACUACGAACAGAUUCAGAAACCAGAAGUUCUUGAGACUUACUUGAAAUACGCCAAAAAAAGAAAGGCACAUUCCACGACCUAAUUACCAAUUUACCACUACCCAUUUUUUGCAGGCCCGGCGUCAUCACUCGAGGCCAAUAGGGUGAAUCAUAAACGUUUUUUUUUGUACAGCCAAAAAGAAACGUUAAACGUCAGCAAUCGUAGGAAAACCACGAGAUCACAUGUUGAAAUCAAAGCUAAAAUGAACACAUCCAUGGCUGCUGAAUGUGAGGCAAGAUUGGUGAAACUGCAGCAAUAUGUUCCAUUCUUGCAACGUGCAAAGGAAUACUACAUUUCCUCACCUGAAGAUGGGAAAAAAAUUACCCAGCUCAUUGCCAUAAUUUCCAAUGCAGAGCGUUGCAGAGAACAGUUACGACCUGAAACACUUGAAAGAUGUGAAACCUUCUGCAGAAUGCAAUACUCAAAAUUUGGGAAGGAAGAUGAACAGAGACAGAGAAAAGGAAAUCACCCACACACUAGCCAUGAAAACAACAGAUUUGACAAUCCCCAACACUAUCGAGGCGGUGUAGAUCAUCACGAGACCCCGAGAAGCCCCAGUCCAGAGGAAACAGAACGUUUUUCUCAGCAUUGCAUACCUAAGGCAAUUCCCAACCAACGGGCAGAUUCUGACUUGCGCAGCAAUCCUACCCUUAAUAGUUCCGCAAUGGUUUAUCGGGACAAUUAUAGGCAUUCUCCAUCCCUUGAACCUCGUCCAAGUCAUUCUCGCCCUCUACGAACAGAACCAGUAGAAAUACCUACUAUGCCUCUUCAGACUGCAUCUAGAGGACAAGCAUUUUCAAACCAGGACCAAGAUUAUCGCCCGGCAUAUGAUCAGUCGAUAGCAAAUGGAAGACUUUCGCUGGAAGAGCGACGAGUUACCUUCAGGGCUUCACCUGAUGUGCAGCACGGGGGAACGUCUUUCCCUAAACGCGAAUCUCGAUUUGAUCGUUAUGUGGUUGAUCGAUCUUCCAUACGCGUAGGGCCUCCACGACAUUAUGAGGAGUCAAAGUUACCUAACCAAUGGGAUUCUCAACCUAGCUGGGAAUCUCAUAGUCGUGAGAGAACCCACUCCGCAGAAAGAGAGAGAUCAUUCCAGGGCCGUGGUUUCUUCAGCACGCCCCAUGCAGGGUUACAUUCGGCAAGACCUGGAACUCGAUGGGACCCGCCAACAAACAGUCAAAAUCCACAUUUUUCAUCGUCUGCCUCUAGAAUUGUACCAGGAAAUAGGGCAACACAUGACAACUUACGUGAACCCAUAUCAGGUCACAAUGUCUCAGCAAAUUCUUUCCGAACUGGCGAGUCAUCGUUGUUGACAAACCCUCGAAUAGAUCGCCAAGGAGUACGCCACGGACCUAGCCAUAGUGGGAAAAACUGGUUAAGCCGUGACCAACCUCCAUUUCUUUCCCAGCAGAGUUAUGACCGCGACUCGUUAAAAACGACCGGAAGAAAAUAUUGUCAAAAUGACACGUCUUCUAGACAAGGACUUCUAGCUCAUCCAGGUUCUGCUGGUUUUCCUGUUCCUAACCCACCAAUGUUAACGUCCCAUUCCCAAACGGCUCCAAGAGUUCCAAAUUAUCAGUCGAAUUCUACGUCAUCACAGCAGCCUCCAGUAGCUUGUUCUUCUCAAGGCCCGGCUCGCAGGGAGGACCCUCGUCUAGCAAAUAGAUCCAAACCUUCUGGCCCUUUGCCUCCUAACUCAGCUAAAUCGGUUUCGUCCACGCAUGCACAGUCGGCCCCUAAUCCAUCCACCUCUGUCCAGUUAGUUCCAGAUCCACCUGCUACAUCAACUACACAGCGGUUCCCUACAUCUUCCACACCUGGCUUGUCUCGUUUUCCCGCUGAUUCGAGGGGAAGCCAACGGCCACCGAACAAAAUGCCAAUACCGGCAGGAUCGCCCAAAAGUAGUCAGAACUCUUCAAAAGCAAACAACAGCAAUCAAGUUGAUGUAAAAAAAGAUGUUGAAAAGGUUGUAGCCACAGCCGAUAACGCUAGUGGGUCUAGUGUGAGAUCUCAGGAUGAAUUUGUGUCUCCAUUAGACAGUUUGUAUAGUGGAACAUCCAAAUCGAAUCAAACAGGCCGAGGUUAUGGUGUUCAGUCCUACAAAAUUCCUAAAAAGAAGGCGCCUGUCGCGGAUAAUUCGAAAAAAGGAGCAAAACAAGUCUCAUCAGAAGCUGAUGCAUCAACCGUGAUCUCAUCUGAAUCUGCGCCAGCCAAUGAAGUUAGCCAAGAUAGUACGGAAACGAACGAGAAUUGCCCCCAAACUGCAACUGGACACGAUAAGGAACCAAUUGAUGAAGUAGAGGCUGCAAAAGAUAAUACUCCCAUUCCAUUAGAGGUGAUUGAAAAUUACCUAAAAAAGAACCUCCCUUCAGAUGACGCCAAAAUGGUAUUAGAACGACUUAAGACCAAUGCGUGCUCCGACACGGUUGCAAAUGAAUUGGCCGGAUCACCAACGAAAAUUCCGGAAGAAUGUCCAGCCCCUCUGUCAGACUCAAAUGUUAUUGAGAAUAGCACUGCUAUUCCUCCACCUUGCAGUGACACUAAUCGUUCUCAAGUUGUGGACGUGACUGUGACAUCAUCAUGCGAUACUGCAGUUGUUGGCGUAUCCGAGGAUGACGACGAAAAAACCCAUGACACUCAAGAUGUGGAACAAGGGACGUCUAAAGAUUUGACUUGCAGUGAAUCGCUAGCGCCUGCUGAGCAUUCGGGGAAAAAGAAAGGAAAACCUCGUAAUUCAUUGCCGCUUGAAUUGGCACGACUACGCGAAGAUCUCACAGAUUUCAUGAAGGGAGGUCUGGAGCUUGGCAGUCGAAGGUGCCGUUCAAAAUCGUCCCAACCAGCGGUGGACCCACCUUCGGAAGAUGGUGAACAGCGCAAUGAAAAAACGGGACCUCCAUCAACAAAGCGAUGCAGAAAAAGAAAAGCUGCUGGAGAUGAAAUGCAAGAGUUAUCAUCGUUUAGUCCCGUGCCGCCAUCAGAAGAAGGAAACGACAAUUUAGAUGACUCUGGAAGCACUUAUUCGUCAUCUGUAGAACCUAGUAGUGUAACUGAAUCGCCAAACCUAUCAAGUAACUCUAUUCAUGCUAAAACAAGUAUUCGGGGCCGUCCCAAAAAAGGGGCAAUCCGCUUCAAAAAGGCUGAAGAGAACACGUCCUGUAUCGAUCAUAGCCCUGACGGUCCAAUUGGCAAAGCGAAAAAGCGGAAAAAACCGUUGGUUCCCACCCAUUUAUCUCUGCGCGGACGACGAUCCAUGUACGAAGACGCGGAGCAAGAAAACCACAUUGACCAGUAUUUUCAAUGCCAAACUUGUUCUUACCUAGGGCAGAAGAUUGUCCAUCACUACGUGAAUGAACAUCCCGAAUUAGAAAAUCCCUACAUUGCUGUUCCCGAAAGUAAUUGGGAUGAUAUUCAGAAUUCGGCUAGUUCUACCCAACCACAGCAUAAACUAGAUUCUGAUCUGUUGUCUGAUUUGUCUUGGAUUCCUGCCAGACCAAAUUAUACCAGCCCGGUGCAAUGUAAGCUUUGCAGCUACCACACGUCCAAGCGGAGCGAACUGAUGGAACAUGUCAUGAUCCACGCCCUUCCAUCUCAUUGCAAUUACCGGUGUUCCCUCUGCACUUUCACGGAAAACAAUUUCUUUGAUAUGCUAGAUCACGUUGCGGGACACACUGGAGAAUUUCGAUAUCGUUGCAACUAUUGCAAUUUUCAAGUUGCUCACAAGGCCGGCAUCAAGCAUCAUAUGAAUAGCAUGCACGAGUCCCAGGAUGGCCUAUUUUACACGACUAAGGAAUUCCCGGAAGUGGAUCAGCAGCUGUGGAUAUCUGGAUUUGUCUGCAAAACUUGCCGCUACGUUCAGAUCAGUGAAGAGGGUCUAGUACGCCAUCUAGGUUUACAUUCAGACUGCGAUGGGCAUACAAAGGUCAACCUUAUCAGCGUUUUUCAAGAACCUGUCCCAUCCCAAAAAGCAGAAACUGAUGAUGAAACUGUGGUCGUCAGUAUCCCUGCUGAAAAGGAGAAAGGAGUAUUUUUGUGUCCAGUCUUGGAACCUGUCAAAGAGGAUACUGACCUCGAUGAGGGCGAACUUACCGAAUCCUUAAAAUUACAUUCGGUUUCAUUAAUCGAAACACUGGCAGAGAAACUUGCUAAUCCGGAGACCCCAGAACAAGCGCAACAAACGUCAUCUGGAAAACUUGAGAAUCAACUCUCCAUAUUGCCUGAUAAUCCGAAUACAGAUGAAGAAGACGGCGGCUGCCUCGUUAUUGCGGAAGACGAUUUGUCAACCACGGAGGACGAGAAGGAAUCGCCUGCUGCUGAAACUGUCAAGGAAAACGAAAGUAUAGAACAGCCGACAAAAGAUGAUCAUCCUCGCCUUCUAAUUGAAGCUUGGAAGCCUAAUGCGAUGUUAGAAACGAUCAUAUCAAAGCUGACUGAUAAGCUUGGUGGGUCGGAAGUUGACGAAAAUGUAUCGACAGACUUUGAGGAUGAAGACGACCUAGAAGAAACAGUGGAAGAAGAGGAGGAGGAGGAAGAAGGAGAAGAGGAGGAAGAGGAAGAAGAAGAAAAUGAGGAUGAGAUUGAAGAUUCUGAGAAUGAAUCCGAAUUGGAAUCUGCAAGAAAAAAAGGGGAGGAUCAGGCGGAAGAAGUGGCAACUCAGGAAAUCGUACCUACCAGAGAAGAAAUUGUUGUUAAAGAAAACGACGCAAUCAGUGAACAAAUUGAAGCGCCCACAGAGUCGGAGGGAUUUCUCCGCAUUGAAAGCGUUGUAAGCUUAAACGACGUCGAUGAAGAUGAUAGCCUCGACCCUGUUUCUUCCAUCAAUCUUCAUUCGAAUGUAACGGUGGCCAAAGAAGAUGUUAAAUUCCCUUACAGCACUAAUCACGAUCGAUGCAAAUUUGCCGCCAAACUGAAGGAUGCAGAAAUCUACAAGACGAUGCUCGACAGCGUACGCAUUCGUUGCUUGUUCAAAUGCAUGGCUUAUCGUUGUAUCUUCUCAAGCGACUCCGCCAAAGAUUUCAGACAGCACUUGCAAUGGCAUAAAAAACACUUCAACGCCACACAUCCAAGUGAGCCAGUCUUCGAGCAUCGAAUGCUCUCAGAAACUGCGGCUGUCUGCGAAACGCUGACUGUCCCAGACUUCAAUUUCUGCUGCUAUUGUCCUUUUGUCGCCUAUUCUACGAUGGAACUGGUUGAACAUGUCGAAGGUAUUCACGCAUCGAGCGAGUUCCAGUGUUCUGCUUGCUUUUUUCGCGCCAGACGGUCAAAAAUCGUCGAUAUCCAUACCAUCAUCUGCCAUGCAGGCACGAACGCACACGCGUUAACCUGCAAGACUGUAGUUUCCAGCGGGUGCUCAUCAGCAAUGGAUGAAAUGGCGCCGAGUCAAGUCCCGCGAUACCGUUGUUGCGUAAACGAAUGCACAUUUGCUUGCAUUCUUGAUGAUAGUUUCAUCAAGCACAUUUCAAGUCGUCAUCCAGAAUUGAAGCAUCUUCAUUGCCGAUUAUGCACCGAACAAAUUACCUGCAACGAUAACGAUUACGCUGGGAUCUUUCAUCAUAUGAGCAUACAUAACAUAGGAUUUUUCCAAUGUGCCUUUUGCCUUUGGGGGGCUGACCUACCAACCGACGCGCUCAUUCACCAAUGCCUCCAUCAUCCGUCUGUGCAAGGAAAAAUAUUAAUUCGCUCUUCUCAGACCGCGGCGCCAAACACGACCCUUGUGGAUCACUGGAAACUGGGAUUGUCGAGUACCUACUCACAAAGACACAACAUUGACUUUGACCGACGUUUCAGAGAACUAUUUGAAAAGAUCCGAAUCGUGCAAUAUCCGUUGGUGCCGGAAGAAGAUGUCCAAAUUAUGUCGGAGGCCGAAAAUAGCCAUCAGAAAGCAAUUGAAGAAAAAACGAACAUCCCGUCAAACGUUGGAGAAGGGGACGCAGUGUCAGAAGAAGGAAGUUCGGCAAACCCAUCAACUACAAAGGAACCGGAAACAGAAUUUCAUGGUUUUGGAGAAGAAGAAUUAGCUAAAUCCAAGGAACAGACAGAAAGCAUUACCAUAGUUUCGGAUGCCGAAGAUGAGAACUCGUCUAGUUCUUUGAACGAAGCACCCGCUGCCACUGCUAUGCAAGUAAACGAAGAAUCGCCAGACCAAGAACUAGAGGAUCACCAGGAAGGUUUGGCUGGGCGUCAACUAUACGUGUGUGGAAACAUAGGUUGCGAUGAGACGGCUGAAACCGCUGCUAGCUUUAAGGAUCAUUUGUUGGUGUGUGAUUUAGCCCGAGAUUCACGCCUGUUGACUUGUCGCCAUUGCGGGAAGAAUAUCAAACAGGUGUCUAACCUGAUUGAACAUCUGCGAUCCCACGGCGUCAAACGUUUCCUGUGCGGUCUUUGCUCCCAUCGUUCCAAUCAAGCUGCCCAAAUUCGUAAGCACAUGAAGACGGCUCAUCGUGUCAAUGUCGUAGAUGAGGUGCCAAUCGGAGCCGCCCCUGGUCAAGCAAACAGUGAAAAUGUUCUUCACGCCCUUUAUCCUCGAGAAAUGAUUGCUCGAUUGAAGUUGAGAACGAGAGGAUCGCCCGGCAAGAAAGGCACUACGAAAGCGUUCACGUGCCGUGAUGCUCAAACGAUUCCAAUGAAAGCCAUCCUACCUGCCAAAGUCAAAUGCGCACAUUGUGGCUACGCGAGUAACGUCAGAACGAAUAUGGUGCGUCAUCUUUCCAUGCAUCAGUGUAGCGAGAUGACCAAUGCCACAUCGAGCGAGGGAGAAGAAAUCAUUCCUCGGGUAUUAAUUCCUGAUCAAGAUCCUGUCAACCCAGUUCCUCACCUCGAAACACCGUCGAAGGGCAAAAUGUUUGACAAGAUGGCCAACUUGGCUUACAGUUCACACGUGAAAGAAAAACCGGCAACCAAAGAGCGAAUGAGUAAAAUGAAAAACUCCAACGCACUUGACGAUGCUAUAGCAGCCGAGAAGGCCCUCGAACCUGCUUUCGUUCCAGAUCACCUACGUUACGUUUGUGGUGCCAACGGUUGCAGCUAUUUGACUGUCAACGAUAAUAUGCUCAAGUAUCACGUCCAGGCCUUGCACAAGAACGGUGCCUUCUCCUGUACGCACUGCAAGAAAAAUGAUGAUGAACCCAUGUCUUUAGAGGUCUUCCGUGGUCAUCUGAAAAUGCAUGGUCCCCAGCUCUUCAAGUGUGGCCACUGCACCUUUUAUCAUUGGCACCAACAAGAUAUUGAAUAUCAUCUUAAAGAGAAACAUCCUAAUCGUCCACCGUGGCGAAUACUUGUUCGUGAUCCUACCGAUGCGGAGGUUAAACGGUUACAAAACAUCAACCAGCAGAAUGCGGACAAAGGCGCACAAACAGCACUUUGGAAUUGCAGUCUGUGUAAACAAGUGGCUGCUUCCGCAGCUGAUAUGCUGAUCCAUGUCGAGUCCAACCACGGCGUGAAAAGUCAGUACAAGUGCGCCUUGUGCCCCGUCCGAUGCAACGUCCGGUCUGAAUUUGAUAGACAUUUUGCAUCAAAGCAUCCAAACCAAGAUGUUCAAGUUCUCACGUUCUUUUACAAGGUGGAAACCAGCGAAGCCACAAGCGAAUCGGAAUCGGCCCCUGUAGUCGCAACCAGUUUCGAACCGCUCUGGAAAAAGGACGUAAAUAGGUUACGUCACAUUCGCGGUAUUCUUUUGGAUGAGAAGGAAAUUAAUGUAGCAGACGAAGCUGAAUCUCCCACAACACUGAUGCAAGAUGACCCAGUGUAUGGACGUUAUGGUACACCAUGUGCCUCUACGGGCCAAUACAGCUGCCCAAGAUGCAACAGUUAUCGUGCCUCCCAAGCGCGUGACUUGAAGAUACAUCUUUACAGGGAAUUAGAUUACAAAAAGUUUCUCUGUUCCGUCUGCAACGAAGGAGCCUGGAGUCGUGCGCUGGCGUUGAGUCAUGUAGGAAAGCAGCAUCCCAAUUCUGGUGCAUACAUUCGAGAAAUUACUUCGAAUCGAGCACUCGAAGAUUGGGUAGGAAAAGUCAUCAAAGUUCAAACCGAGGCACUAAAGGUGUUGAAAGGUGCUAUUCCCAAUGUCAGCAAAGCCAAAAAGAGCCUUCCGGCUUCUCCGGCCACCUCUGCUCCAGCAUCUCCGACCAAAUCACCGGUCAAAUUAAAGAAGCCAGUCGCGCCAGUGCCGAUCGCGUCUAAAGCCUCUUGUCCCGAAAAGCCCAUAGUGAUCACAGUGAAUCUUGAACCUUUGGCGGAAACGAGUUUUUCACCAGUUAAAAAGACUUGGAACUGCCAAUCUUGCCAGCUUGUUUUCAGUUCCGCACAGCUUCUGGAAGAGCAUGUGGUGGCGUCACAUGCGAGUGACAGCACAAAAACUGGUAAUAAGAUAUGUCUGGAGUGUGGUUUUAAAGCCACUCCCAAACAGUCAUUGAUCAAUCAUCAAAAGAAAUCAAAGCAUUCGAAGACCAACGAAUUGCCAACUGCAGCGACUGACGAUGAUGAAAUGGAAAGUUUAACGAUUGCGGGCGCUGAAACGGAGAAUUCAACGCAACUUAUACAGUUGCAACAAUUGAAAAAAGGUCGGACAAAAACACCCAACCCAUAUCGCUGUAAACAUUGCAAAUUUUCAGCGGUUAACGAGCAUGGCAUAAACCUCCAUUGGCAACGGAUUCACUCGUCAUCUGACUUGCCAUUGGAUUUUGAAUGUGACAUCCCACUUGAGGUUACUGCAGCUAAACCGGAGUCAGCUAAGAUCUACUACAAAUGUCAACUUUGUCCUGUGCAACCUGGUCUUUAUGAAGAAAUGCGCUUGCAUUCUAAGACCCUACAUCCUAAUUGCCCUAUCAAAAUAUUCCGAAUAACAUCCAAAGUGAAAAGUAACCAGCAAAAGGAACCUGCUACAUCCGACGUUCAGGGCAAAGAUUCAGGGCCAGCUGCAAAGAUUGUCCGAGUCGAAAAGAAUUUGACACUAACGAGGGAAACUGUUGCCACACCAUCAUCGUCAGUCGCAAUCAAAUCUCAGCCUCCAAAACUAACUCCAAAAACACCGGCCCCAAUAACUUCUGGUAACGCGCAAACUGUCUUUGUAGUAGCGCCAUCUGCAAAUCAACCAACUUAUGCUUGUGCAUGGUGCAACUCUAAAUUUCAACAGGAAAGCCAGGUCAUUCGACAUCAUGCUUCUCAUCCAAGCAACAUUCCUUUGCGAUACACAUGUACGACACCUACUGCGAAAUCUGCCGGCAAUGCACCUUCGGUAUCUACAUCAACACCUAAACCGGAACUUGCAGUGAUGGAAAUCCGCUUCGGAUGUCCUAUAUGCUCAAAAUAUUUCAUCUCAUUGGCAGGAGCGCAGCAACAUGUUGUCGAGCAUAAACAAGUAUGGAAGUGCGGACACUGCGUCAUGCUGUUCGGUACGCCUACACUAGCUCUCCAGCACUGGAAAGAAGCCCAUCCAGGCUUACAAGGGCAGCUUGAAAGCAUAGAUUCGCCUAGUCAAAUAGUCGAAAGGCUCUCUAAAGGAAUCACAAUACAUCGCGUCCAGUUGAACAUGAAAUCUCUGUUGAAAGACAAAUCAUCUCAACCUGCCCAAUCACCUUCAAGCGAAUCCACUGGAGCAGGAAAAGAAGUUAAGGAAAAACAAAGCACAGAGGCACCCAACCUACCGCAGCAAUCUCCGAGAACUACACCAGUAGCCAGGAAAUCAACUAGUACUAACCUCUUCCUCAAAGAGAACAUCAAACAAGAAUCGGCGUCAUCGUCAGCCCGUGAACCACCUCUACCAGUGCUUGAGGUGACGAGAAUUAGUUAGUCCAAGGAACCUGUUAAAAACUGAGUGAAAAAAAAUACUGGGAUUAAUCAAAUGCGUCCUGAUUUACAUUUCGAUUACGUAUAUGUCCGUAAAAUUCGUUGUAAAAUUUUAUCCACCGGAAACAUGUCCUCUUUUUAAUUUAUUUCGUUACUUUAUAAUUUUUUUUUUCGUUUAUAUUUUUGCCUGUCUGAUGUUGCUUGAUGCGACGCCGAAUGAAUGGAAAUCCUGAGAGAUGAUGAAAAUGUCUAGUAUCGUGUGAGUUGCAUUUUUCUCUGCGUGCACUUCAAACGAUAUUAUAGAACAAGUCGACUAUAUUUGCAUUUUGUAAUUUCCAUUAUUGGUGUGUGGCUUUAUAAGCGAUUUGUCAAUUACCUAACUUUUUUGAUCAUGUGCGUACCAUUAAAAAUAAACAUGUUUAAAAGUGUAA